Molecule: messenger RNA, 2876 nt
Organism: Lucilia cuprina (Australian sheep blowfly)
Lineage: Eukaryota; Metazoa; Arthropoda; Insecta; Diptera; Calliphoridae
Exons: 2
Coding region: 742-2538 (598 amino acids)
Source: RefSeq, a predicted model, not a curated record
UGUGUUGAGCAGUCGUUGGGUACGUUUGUUUAAAAUUCUAUAUCGGAUGUGCGAAAUAUUUUGAAAAACUUGUCUGGUUCUUUCCAUUUUUUUUUGCUUGAGUAUAAUAAUAACAAAACAAAAACAUUUUGAUAUAAAAUCGGUUCAUAUAGAGACCCACACUACACUAUUUAUGUACGCGAAGCUCUUCGUGUUUUUUUUUCGUUUCGUUUUAAGUGUUUCGUAUUCAAUGUUUACUGUUGCUCUAUAUGUAAUUUUGUGUUUAUGUACUCAGUUGGCAAAUACAUAAAGUAAGAGUGCAUGUACUCUUUGUACAUAAAGUGUAUCAAUGAAGAAGUACUUGUUUGUGCAUGCAUACUAUAUGAGCAUGAAUCAGAGUGUGUGAAGGUAGAACAAUAAUAACAACAAAUCUAAGAGUAUAUAAACAAAAAAAAAUAAACCGUUUUUUAUGUGAAAGUAUAUGUUUAGCAAAUAAACAGUUAUACUACUAAAACAAACAACAUCAUUAUCAUCAUUAAUAGCAAUAAAAACAACAAUAAUAAAAACAAAUAAACAAACGGGGUCUUGAGAUUUAUACAUGUGUUUGUGUGUAUUACGCAUACAAGAACAACAUCAACAAUAGUGCAUAACUAAGAGAGAGAGAAAGAGAAAAGAAUUUAAACCGUUAUAAAAAACAAAAACAAGAGAAAAAAGCAAAAAACAAAAACAUUUUAAAAUAAGUAAAAUUAUUUAAACAACAAAAUGCCUACUGUUAGACGAUGCUGUAUAGUAGGCUGUAUGUCCAACUCGCGGCAGACUCCCAAUUUACAGUUUUUUCAAUUUCCCCGACCGGAUAAUCCAUUCUAUAAGCUUUGGACUCAAGCCUGUCAGGCGUCACUCAGUCGUAUUUUGCCGUUUAAGAAGCCAGUAGUGUGUGCUUUACAUUUCCAUCCCCAGUGCAUAGGUGGUAGACGUUUGACAGGCAGCGCAGUGCCUACACUAAAGCUGGAGGUGCCCUCUAAUUUAAAGGCUGUUGAACAGCAAGCCAUGGUAGAGGAAAUAGAAAGAAGCCGGCGUUGUGCUUACAUCAAUGCUGUCGUAUACGAAUGGCUGGUUAGGGCCAAUCUUAAUCCCCAACUCAGAGGUUCUAUUACGCAUGGCAUGAUCAAAGAAAAGGCAGAAACCGCCAAACAGAUUAUAGGAUGUGAAUCUUUUAUGGCCGACAAUCGUUGGUUGAAUCGUUUUCGUGAGACUCAUCUUACGGGCUUUGCCCAGAAGUUGGCUUCUAACCAACUAAAACCCAUAGGACCAUCUUUGUGGAUACCCGAUAUAGUUCAGGACUUGGCUCAUCUAUUUCCACCCACUAGUGCGGAGCGUAUUGAUAAUUUUGAAAAUGUGCCCGAACAAUACAUCAGUUAUAUGAAACAGUAUGGUGAAUAUGAGGAAGAAGAAGAUGCCAGUGAACAGGAGCCGGCACAAACUUAUCAACAGGAACAACAAGACAGUGGCUAUGGGCAAGAAUCUAAAAUGGCAGCUCAAUCUUAUUAUCAGCAACAACAGGUGGCACAAUCGUACUACCAGCAACAACAACAGCAGCAUCAUCAUCAACAACAAAAUGGUUACCAUCACUACAACAGUCAUCCCCACCCCGGCAUGCAUCCAGCAGCAGGUUAUAACAGCUAUCAUGAUUAUUACAAUGACAGGCCACAACAUGCCCCACACAAUCCCUAUCAUCACCAGCAGCUUCCACAGCAUCCUCAACAUCCUGCACAACAUAAUGGUGGUUAUGGAACACAUCCUGUACAACAACCGCCACAACAGCCAUCACAACAUCAUCUCGAGCAUACACAUGCUGGUAUGCCUGCUACAGCGCAGCCUCCUCAGCCGGCACAACAAAUCUCACCCAGCUCCCGACCUCCAUCCCAUUCACCGCCUCAGCAGAAUGGUUUAGCGACGGCCGAGAGAAACAGUCCUUUUAGUCCCUCUAGCGCUGGUGGCGUUAAAAGGCCACGUUCCACCGAACCAGAUAGUGAAGCGCCCUCCGCCAAAAGUUCACGCAGCUCACCAGUCAAUGUUAAUAAUUCCAAUGCCAGUUCACCCUCAAGGCCGCCGUCUAAAAGUCCACCUACGGUUGCAGAAAUGCCCAGAGAAACCAAAAAUCAAAAUAACAACAAUAUCGUAGAUAAUAGUUUUAAAAUAAAACUACCCCUUGCAAACGGCGGUGGUGGUGGUGGGGGCGGUAGCAGUAGUGGUGCCAAUUCCCAGCGUUCGUCUACACCCAACUCCCAAGCCAAUAACUUAAAUUCCCGCUCGAAUUCACCCAAAUCACUUAAUGGUCAAACGACCAAUGGCAACACCUCACCCACUCCCAGCCAAUCGACAAAUGCCACAAAAGACCUAGAGACUUAUGCCCAGGCUCUGGAAUAUCUAAAGCCCUUGGAAGAUUUUGCUUUAUUUAAGGAGAAUUUCCGGGCCAUUGGUUUGAUAUCACAACUAGAGGUUAUAUUGAAAAAAGCCCAUAACAAAUCGGCGUUAACAAAAGGCAUAGCAGCCGAAUGAACAAAUUCAACUAAACAAACAAAAGAAACUUUGUAAAUAGUAUUUAUUGUUGUAUUAUUUUAUUACACUCAUUAACAAAUAAAAUUCCUCAAGUCGAAAUCUAAAAGGAUAUCUCCAUUAAUUUUUGAGAAUUUUGUUUAAUAACUUUUGUAUUUAAUACUUGCAGUUUUGGGAUUUUUAUUUGUUAAUAUUUUUAAGUUAUUUUUUUUUUCUAUCUGAAUGACUGAAUUUAUUUUAAAUACAUGUUUAUUUUUUUUCUUUAGUUAUUAAUUAAAAUGUAUAAAAACUCACACAACUACAAAAUAAUCUCAUUAAAUGUUAAUUUAUUUAUUUUAAUU